UGCAGGUUAUCUUGUAGAUAUCAAAGAUGGCUGACGAUCCAGCUACGAAGCCUAAAGAGCAGGCCAAGUUGAUGGAACAAAAAGAAGGAAAGAGAUCUGACGAUUCACCUACAGAAUUGUCCUCCCCAUUCAAGUCGAUCAAGGAAAAAGGAGAAGAGAGGUCUGGUGAUUCAACUGCCAAACUGGCUAGCCCACCCAAGAUGAGUGAGCUACGCGAUGAAGAGUUGGAUUUACAAAGACAAAGGAUCUCUUUAGAGAUCAGAGAGCUACGCUACCAAGAGUUGGAUUUACAAAGACAAAUGAACUUGUUGGAGUCGAUGGAGGAGAAGGGCGAAAAGAGGUCUGGUGAUUCAACUGCAAAACUGAUGAGUGAGCUAUGCGAUAAAGAGUUGGAUUUACAAAGACAAAGGAUCUCUUUAGAGAUCAGAGGGCUACGCUACCAAGAGUUGGAUUUACAAAGACAAAUGAACUUGUGUGAGUCGAUGGAGGAGAAGUGGGAAAAGUGGUCUGGUGAUUCAACUGCAAAACUGAUCAGAGAGCUACGCUACCAAGAGUUGGAUUUACAAAGACAAAUGAACUUGUUGGAGUCGAUGGAGGAGAAGGGCGAAAAGAGGUCUGGUGAUUCAACUGCAAAACUGAUGAGUGAGCUACGCGAUGAAGAGUUGGAUUUACAAAGACAAAGGAUCUCUUUAGAGUCGAUGGAGGAGAAGGGCGAAAAGAGGUCUGGUGAUUCAACUGCAAAACUGAUGAGUGAGCUACGCGAUAAAGAGUUGGAUUUACAAAGACAAAGGAUCUCUUUAGAGAUCAGAGAGCUACGCUACCAAGAGUUGGAUUUACAAAGACAAAUGAACUUGUUGGAGUCGAUGGAGGAGAAGUGGGAAAAGAGGUCUGGUGAUUCAACUGCAAAACUGAUCAGCGAGCCUACCGAACUAGAGUUGAUUUUACAAAGACGUAGGAGCUUGUUGGAGGUUUGUAUGCAUAACCAGUAG
Messenger RNA from Strongylocentrotus purpuratus (purple sea urchin), 989 nucleotides. Its product is annotated as centrosome-associated protein CEP250-like. Bases 27 to 989 code for a protein of 320 amino acids. NCBI's taxonomy places the organism in Eukaryota, Metazoa, Echinodermata, Echinoidea, Camarodonta, Strongylocentrotidae. The transcript has 17 exons. The record is from RefSeq and is a predicted model, not a curated record.